UCUCGGUAGUUACUAUUAUACCUAUAUGUAUAAUUCUUGCUUCUUUCAGUUAGUCUCAGUUCAGUUCAGUCUUUGGGGCUGUUCAGAGUGCGGUCAAGUGUGCGUGGUUCGCUAGAAAUAUUAACACGCGACAAACGUGAAAAUAAGUUACAAUCACAGUGUGCUGCUUAGUGAGUUUCGGUUAUUAACUAUUUUGUUCCGGCUGCCACACAUUACGCAGAAAACUGGAUCAAGUAUUGGAAUUUAUUAUUUGAAAUUGUGUCAUGGAAGCUAGUUUUCUCAAUUUUCAUGAUGAAGAACAUUUUUCAGACUUUUCUUUAUCUUUGGAUCAUCAGCAUAAUUUGUUGGAAGAGUCUCAAAAUACAUUAGUGCGCAUGGUAGAUAAUGAUUUUGGUUAUAUAGAAAACUUAGAUUUUGAUUCCAAUGAUGAUCAGUGGGAAAUGGAACAAGAACUCAAUGGAGAUCUUGCUAUACUACCAGUUUCUGGAGUGGCAGGAGUCAUUCCAAAGUUUGAUAAUAUCAAAGAGGACUUUGCAAAAGUACUCACUGAUUGGCAAGAGCAUGUUGGAUUUCUACACUCCACCGAACUAGAAGAAGAUAUUGACAUGGUUAAUUUAGAUAUGGGAUUUGAUAUGAACAUAGUUGAUGAUUCUCUUAAUGAUACAAUAAAUACUCCAGAUGAUGUUUCAGAUAGUCCACAAAGUAGCGAAGAGUCAUUAAAAAAUUUUAAUACUAUACUGGUCAAUCCUAUCAAGUGUGAACUUAAUGCUGAUAGAAUUAACCAUUCUUCUGAGUCUGAUCAAAGCGAAAAAGAAAUAGAUGUUGUAGGACUAGAUUUGGUCGAGGAUGUAAACCAUAGUAGUGACUUUACACAUGUCAGAAUACAACAUACAACUUCUCCAUCAAAAGAAUGCAAUUACAAAAGCUUAGGAAAUCAAGUAACUGUUGUCAAAGAAAAAUCACUUGACGAUAUAGUUAUUAAGGAGGAAUCUCUUGACAUGGAAGAUGAAACGCCUUUAGUCUCUCCUGUACCAAUGAUUAGUGCAGAAUUUUCAAAAAGCAGUAAAAGGAAAAAUCUAAAAAGCUGUAAGAAAGAUGUACCAAAAAGCAAAAAUAAAAAAAGUAGAAAUAUUUCCAAAGUAAACAUAAAAGUUUCGGAAAAAUCAAAAAUUGAAAUACAAUCUAAAAUAUUUAUCGAAGAAACAAGUAAUUCCAAUAGAAGUUCAAAGAAAAUUCCAGUAUUAGAAGCUGGCGAUGUUAAAAGUCUUUUGGAGCAAUUUGAAGCCACCGAGGCAAGGUCAAUCACUCCCCGAAUGCCUGAAAUAUCGCAAAUGCCAAAAAUCCCUUUAAAGAAGAAUUUAGCAAAAUCUAAUGAAAAUACUUUGAUGAAAAACUCGGUUAAUAACCAAGAUUCUAAACCGCAACAAGGCAUGCGAGAGUCCCUACCUAAGGAAGUUAUUGAUAGAAUAAAGGCUUCUGGAUGCAAGAGAACAAUAUCAGUGAUACCUGCUAUGCCUAAUAAAAAGACUGUUUUAAAAGGUAAUGGAACGAGAAUGCAAGAAGCAGCUGCGACUCUUUCCCGAAAUAAAUUACUCAAGUUGGUAGCAAGUGGAAACGGUAAUUCAAGUGCAAGACUCGACGGCUCUGUCCAGAUGGAUCACGAUUACUGCGGCAAUUUAAGCUUAAUAAUGAACAGCAGUAGUAGUGACAGUAACGGCAAUCCCUUCGCAACGCCAAGCAGCGGCAGGAUCGCAGCCGCGAAGCUGUGGUUGAAUGCUGGCUCGAAAAAAGACAGUGGGUUGGAAUUAGUUGAAGUAAAUUCCGUUGAUAAGGAGCAGACGCCAAAGGCGAUGGUGUCUAAAGCUCAGGCAGUCGCACAAAGAACGUCGACGGCUUUGGGACACGAGAGCAAGAUCCACUCGGCCCUAGCAAUGAGCAUCCUUCAGCAGCAGAAAAAGGGCCUCACCAGUAAGCCGCAUAUGGUAUCGGUGCUCAAGAAGCAGCAGCCGCAACAGAAGUUCGUUGAUAAUAACUUCGUGGAGUCAAUCGUCACUACGACCAACAGUUCCAACGGCCAGGUGCAGAAUAUCAUAGUACAGACGAGCGAGACCAAACACGAGGACGAGGUGACAGCAGAAAUGGAGAAGGACGAUCAGGAAAAGCAACAGCAGCAGCCAGUUCGCAGAAAGCUCAAUCUGGCUGAGUACCGCAGCAGGCGCUUCGAGCAAAACCGUAGUGACGGCAGUCGUACGAGCUCACCGGUGCAGCCGAUGGCGCUGGUCUACGUACAUCACGCGUCCAGCAGCACCGAGGCCAUGUGCUGCGACAGGGAAAUCGUAUCGGUGCUCAAGCCCAAAAGCGAACUUGAAGAAGAGAAACUCAGACCUAAGGCACCGACCGAGGACAAAACCACCCAGACCGCCCAAUCCGUCUUCGGGCUCUACACCGGAGAGGCUUGCAAUUCGGUUACCGGCUCAGUGCUCCAGGGCGACAAGCCACAAUCACAAGCAAAGGUCGUCGGCGAGCGAUUGCCACCGAGCCUCGAAACUGCCCGACAGUCAUGUAAGAGCCGCAACUACAGACGUGCUCAAGGCCGCGCUUCCUCCAGCUCCUCGGCGGAUAGCCGCAGCCGUAACCAAAUCUCUGCUCGACGGGACGUUCGACACCGCAGCCGCAGCCGCAGCCGCAGUCGCAGCCGUAGCCGUAGCCGCAGCCGUAGCCGUAGCCGUAACCGUAACCGCAGCCGUAGCCGAAGCCGAAGCCGAAGCCGAAGCCGAAGCCGAAGCCGAAGCCGAAGCCGAAGCCGAAGCCGAAGCCGAAGCCGAAGCCGAAGCCGUAGCCGUAGCUGUAGCCGAAGUCGUAGCUGUAGCCGUAACCGUAACCGCGGUCGCAGUCGCAGUUGCAGUCGCAGUCACAGUCGCAGUCGCAGUCGCAGUCGCAGUCGCAGUCGCAGUCGCAGUCGCAGUCGCAGUCACAGUCACAGUCGCAGUCGCAUUCGCAGUCGCAGUUGCAGUCGCAGUCGUAGUCGUAAUCGCAGUUGCAGUCGCCGUCGCAGUCACAGUCUCAGUCGCAGUCACAGUCGCAGUUGCAGUCGCAGCCGCAGUCGCAGUCGCAGCCACAGCCGUGGUUGUAGCCGAGGACGGGGUCGUCAGUCGCGUGCACGAAGCAGGAGCAGCAGUAGGAGCAGAAGCACCGACUCUAGAAGAGGUAGACCCUACGCCAGACGAAGACGCAUCAGCCACCGGCGGAGCUCCGUGAGCUCCAGUAGCAGCUGGUCGUCUAGUUCCCGUUCUAGCUGCCGCUCUCGCUCCAGGCCUAGACUCGGAUCCAAAUCCAAAUCCAGGUCUAGCUGUUCACCACGCUACAGAUCUUCUUCGCGCUCCAGCUGCAGAUCCAGGUCCUCUCGUUACUCCAGCUGCUCCAGGUCCCCUUCUCGUUCCAAUUACGGGCGUAUUUUGUCGUCGACAAGGCGAGGAAGAGGAUAUCCAGAUUCUCAUUCCGAUGGAUACGGAGGCCAUUCUCCUGCUAAUAAUCGUGGAUAUACUGGUUACAAGAGAAAACCCUACGACGAAUGGUUUGUUAGAGAAAAGCAGCGACAAGUCGAAGAACGCAGAGUGAUAUACGUUGGUCGUCUCAAAGACGGAAUAACUAAAGCAGAGUUACGACGAAGAUUCGACAUUUUCGGACCCGUAGUGGAUAUCAGUAUACAUUUCAGGGAACAUGGACAUAAUUAUGGCUUUGUUACAUUUGCUUAUAAAAAUGACGCCUAUAAAGCUGUCGAACAUGGCAAUGACGAUCCCACUUUACCUCGAUACGAUUUGUGUUUUGGAGGUCGGCGUGCUUUCUGUAAAGUAAAAUACGCAGACCUUGAUGGGGCAGCAGUUGAAUCGAUGGACGAAAAUAGAGGAGCAAUUUAUAAACCAGAGGAAGAAAAUACUUUUGACCUUCUUUUAAAAGAAGCCCAAGCUAAAUUGCGCAAAAGGAAAGUUUGACAAACGUAUUUUAUACUAGUUUUAAAUGUAAUAUAACCUCUAGUGAUUUUGCUGCCAUAAAGCUCUGGUACUCGGGAUCACAGUAUGUUCAGUUGUAAAGCAUACCUGUUUACUAUGCAUAGAUAUUUAGCUAGAGAAUUAUUUGUAUAAAAAUUAAACGAACCUGUUUUUGUAAUUAACUUUUAAUUAUAGUAAAUUAAUUUUAAAAUGCAAAAAACGAAGUUAUAGAUAUUCGAGGUUUUACUAAUGAUUUUAUUAACUCUGCGAUAUCUAUGAAAUGGAACUUCUAUUCUAUGCAAAACAAAUGAUUCACUACUACAUUUUCUCUAGAAUUAAAGUUAACAAAAUAACUCUAAUACUUAUUGACUAUACAGAGAUUAUUACUAUCAUUUUUAGCGUUAUUAUGAUUAGUAUCAUAAUCUAAAUCGUUUAAAAUGCUAUUAUAAACAGACUGAUUGCGUAGAAAAUCUCAGAAUUACUGAUUAGUGUGAUGAUAUCAUAAAAGACAACUUAUUAAUAACAAUUAUUUGGUAAAAUCUAUAUGAUUCAGUAAUAUUACUUUUUAAAUUCCUUAUUCUGAAAUUCACAUUCCAAUAACAAACAAAAUUUGUUACGAAUAGGCUGUCACUACCAAAGUACGACGGAUCUAUUUUUUAUUGAAUUAUUUGUGUGCAGUCAGAUUCUUCAUGGUUAAUAAAAAAUUGCGCUUGCUUUAGUUUCAUUAAAAUCGAGAAAGCUUACUCGAUCACUGAAUGGUGAAUCUUAGUUCAACAGAUUAGAAAUUUAGUUGAAGGAAUUUAAAGUGUGCCUUACUCAAUAAAUUUGGAACACUAUUAAUAUUUGUGUAAAGUCAUCUUAUUUUCACGAUACAUCUUAGUUUUCUAAAUUAUGAUGUAUUUAUAUAUUUUACGUGUUAUUUAUAGCUAUGAUCUGUGUUCAUACAUUCGAUUAAAUAAUUACUGAGAUGGAAUGCGUAUUUGAUUUUCAAAAGUUAUUCAUGACUUUUUUAAUAAAAAAAGAAUAAAGGAAAUAGUCACCAUAAUAUUCUUUACAUGGUAUUUUACAAUAUUGAAUAGAAAAAACGUACAGAAUUAAUGACAUUAUAAUGUUAUAAGAUUACAGAAUUGAAUGUAUCAUGUGUAUAUUGUUUGAAACGUAAUUUUAAUUAAUAUGGAGAAAAAUAUCAGAGGCACAUUUCUAUGUUACCAUCAAAUCAUGUUAGAAUUGAGAAUGUGUUGGCGAAGAUAUAAUUACGAAUUAAAAAUGACACGCUUUAUUAUAUUGACAAAUAAAUUAAUAUAGAUAAGUAAUUAUUUUCUGUCGGUAGAGUAUUUCUUAUAAUAAUUACAUUUUCCAUAACAUUCUUAAUUUUUAAUUGAUUCUACUAUUAUUUGUUCUAUAUAUGUAAUAUUUGUUUUUUUGGCGUUUGAUAAUUUAUCAAUUGUUAUGAAAUGGGAUACUGAUAUAAUUCUCUGAAGAAUGUGCUACAUGAAAAAUGGAAGUGUAUAAACCAUUAAUUAAUUAGAACACAUAAGAAAUACAAGCUCUUCGUUAAUUAACGGUAAUAAAUGUAUUAUUGGUGGCCAUCAUAUUGAUAUACCAUAUCAAGAAAAAAAUCAUUUUACUUUACAAUAUAUUACGAAAAAUAAUAAAUGAUUUUAUGGCAUUGAUUUUUUUUCAUAGCAAAGACUUUUCUUCAUCUAAAGUCUUAGAUAAAAUAUGUAAUUCAUUUAUUUGCAUCUUGUAAAAAGUUCUUGAUAAUUACCGAUUACGUUUGUUAUAGUAAAAUUGGCAUAAUUCAUUUCGACGUCGAUCAAAAACUAUCUUUUAGUUUUUGCAUUUUUUCAGCUUUCGAAUCCUUACUCAUAGAAUUCAAUAAAACACAAAAAAAAGUUAUUGUAAAGACUGCAGUACAAAAAUAUUUGUACAAAGAAAGCGCCAUCGAAACAUUGUUAGAUUUGUAUUGAUAUGUUACUUACAAAUAAUUUUGAUGGAUAUACACGUUUAGAUUUACAAGCUGCAUGAUGCGUUACCAAUAUGUGAUAUCUUCAUUUCUAUUUGUUCAUGAUUGAUAAUAGCUAAUAAUGCUAUGAAAACGGACAAUGGAGAGAUCAGUUAGUAUUAUACAAUAAAAAUAAUGUUUUAAUACCGACAUUUUAAUAACGUAUGAUAAAAUUUAGAUAGCAGGUGUAAAAAUAGGAUUAACUUUUCUAAAAUUACUGUGGCUGGAACUAGCGUUUCAAAUGUACGUUGUACUCGAUUUCAAAUGGAAUAAGGCUAUGUACUAUAAAAUAAAUACAAAGAUCAUUUGGCAUAAUCAAGUACUUCAAUGUUAUUGUUUCUUCAG
Phymastichus coffea is the source of this 6339-nucleotide messenger RNA. Its product is annotated as serine/arginine repetitive matrix protein 2-like. The record is from RefSeq and is a predicted model, not a curated record. Gene Ontology annotation, molecular function: RNA binding; transcription factor binding. The coding region runs from base 264 to 3992 and encodes 1242 amino acids. Gene Ontology annotation, biological process: positive regulation of transcription by RNA polymerase II. The transcript is spliced from 16 exons. NCBI's taxonomy places the organism in Eukaryota, Metazoa, Arthropoda, Insecta, Hymenoptera, Eulophidae. Gene Ontology annotation, cellular component: nucleus.